AUCGCUUAAUCAAGCCAAAAAAUAACAAAAAAUAAAUGAAACCUGCGGCAAAAUGAACGCUAAGAAACACGACAGACUGCAAACAUUGUGCCGAGCAUGUUUAAAACCUGCCUUCAAUGUAAAUGGAGCAGACUCCACUGCUUGCAAUGCAAACAGUUUAUUGACUGGCAAUUUGGGUCAAAUAUUUCUACACUUCACCAAUAUGGAUGUUACCAAGGAGGCCGAAAUCUUUCCAAAACUAUUGUGCCACUUGUGCGUGAAUAAAUUAUUAGAAUAUGACAAGUUUUGUAAGCUAACUAUGCAGAGCACGGCGUCUUUAUAUGAAUUGACAAAAGCAGACCAAGAGGAGGACGAUAUUGCUUGUCCUAAUAAUGAAAUUAUUGUUAAGUCGGAACACAUUUCCGAUCAUGAAGAUGAUUGUGCAUCAAUGGGCAGAGAUUCGGAUUACGAUCACGAUAAAACGUUGCAACCCCACAAUGAAAUGUCCCUGAGGAGGGAGAACAUAUCUGAUGAUGAAGAACGAGCAUCUAUCAAAUUGGAGGAGACCGAUACAGAAAAUGACUUAAGUCAGGAUUUUACAUCGACGGACGAUGACGACAAAUUGUUACUUCCGGAAUUAGCAAACCUGCCGCUUGACCUCAAACCGCAACCGUAUUGUGAAACUGGUCACAUGAACAAUAAAAUUGUCCGCAAUGAGACUGUUGGUAAUGGAAAUUUAGCAUACGGUGCCAACUAUACAGGAAGUGGUGAUAAAAACACCCCAAGCCCAUCCAAAAGUUAUGAAAAUAGAAACUCAAAUUCGUCACUUUCCAUGUCGCCAACAAAACAAGACCGAAAUUCAAAAAAGUCUGUUUACUGUACAUAUUGCAACAAACAAUUCUACAAGGAAUUUUAUCUUGAUGCCCAUAUAAGGGGCGUUCAUAUGGGCGAAAAGGAACCUUUCCAAUGCCUAUUAUGUUUCAAAUCAUUUACAGGCUACAAUCAAUUGUAUCUACACAAACGUUCUAAGCACGGUAAGGUUGCUAUAGACGUUAUAAAACACCGAAUGAACCAAAUGAAACGCCACUUAAUGAAGCCCACUGAGACAAAUGCAAAGGCAAAUGGAGGAGUUUGGGACAAUACCACCAGCUACAAUUGCGUAAUAUGUUCACGAAAUUACAGCUCUCGGCGAGCGCUGUCCGAACAUUUAAAAAGACAUCAACAAAUUAAGGAACAUACCUGUAGGUUUUGUGGUGUGGCCAAGGUCACACGCACCGAAUUACUUACCCAUAUGCGUAUACACCAGCCAGACUUGGAAAAGUUUCAAUGUCCUCAAUGCCCGCAAGUUUUCAACCACAAAAAUGCCAUUUCAAGACAUGUAAAAGUUGUCCAUGAAGGGCAAAGACGUUUUGUUUGUUCAUACUGUCCCAGGAAAUUUAGUACUCGCAACGCCCAGAUAUGCCACGAGCGUCUUCAUACCGGAGAGCGGCCCUUUUCAUGUACCAUAUGCAGUAAAGGAUUUGUCCAACAGGAGAGUCUGCGUUCCCAUAUGAAAAAUCACGAUAAAACCCUGAGAACUCAUGUCUGUUCUUAUUGUUCGCAGCGCUUUAUAACACGCAAAAACUUGAUCGAUCAUGAGCAACGGCAUAAGGGUGAUAAACCUCACAUAUGUUUUUGGUGCAGCAAAGGAUUUAGAACAUUUGAAGAUUUGAAUGCCCAUCGCAGUACAUGUGGAAGUAAUGAAAGCACUCGUAAUGAUGGCAGUAUAACAGAACAGUCCACGGAUAGUAAUGAUACAAAAAGUAGUAAAUAGUUUUUUUUUAUAUAUAUAUUUGAGAAUAAGUUAAAAUAAUUUUUUUUAUAUAUAUUUGAGAAAAGAGUAAAAUAGGUAUUUUUUUUUGUAAAUAUAAACUAAACCGGCGUAGUAUUUUACUAUGUUAUCGCUGAAAUUCUAA
This is a messenger RNA of Stomoxys calcitrans (stable fly), 1934 nucleotides long. Its product is annotated as zinc finger protein 184. The transcript has 4 exons. Gene Ontology annotation, molecular function: zinc ion binding; RNA polymerase II cis-regulatory region sequence-specific DNA binding; DNA-binding transcription factor activity. Lineage: Eukaryota; Metazoa; Arthropoda; Insecta; Diptera; Muscidae. Bases 53 to 1792 code for a protein of 579 amino acids. Gene Ontology annotation, biological process: regulation of transcription by RNA polymerase II. Gene Ontology annotation, cellular component: nucleus. The record is from RefSeq and is a predicted model, not a curated record.